AUGUCGCACACAGACAUGCAUCUCCCCAGAACUCCGGUCAUGCUGCCGGCUCAGUUGGAGACCAGCGCGCCAGAGGAUGCAGAUUCCUCCUCGGGGUCUUCAUCUACUUCGAUCUGUUCCUGCUGUACAUCGCCGCCACUCGAAGAACCAAUUCAUCCGGCCGACCCAAUUACUGAACACGGGUUGUAUCCCUAUACCGCUCUUGAAGAACGAUUCUUGAGGACGUUGACUAUCUUCUCCGCCACGCCACUCCACGCUCAAGCAAUGGCCAUGGCACCACAUGACCAUCGGGUAACUCGACAAUGGCUGCUGAUUGAGCUUCUCUCCCACCGGAUUUUCUCCACAUUUCCAGAGCAAGGUGCUAUCCGCAAGCUCAGCACGUCUUACUAUGAACCUGUUGGUCCGGGUGAUAUUCUGGUCAUUAGCGCGCGCCCAGUAACCAAGAAAUCGUUACGUUGGUGCGAGGCAAUCAUAACCAGGGAAAGCAUGCUGGUGGCCAUUGUCACGGCCCUCUACGACGGGCCACCUGUGGGAACGCGGGGCGACGCCUGGCUCCGAAGACCAGAUGACUUGUUGGAUCAGUCAGUUAGUUUAGCAACCUCGUCUCUGGCACCUGGGCAUGAGUGA
Messenger RNA from Aspergillus pseudoviridinutans, 627 nucleotides. RefSeq lists its product as uncharacterized. Lineage: Eukaryota; Fungi; Ascomycota; Eurotiomycetes; Eurotiales; Aspergillaceae. The coding region runs from base 1 to 627 and encodes 208 amino acids. The transcript has a single exon. The record is from RefSeq and is a predicted model, not a curated record.